Messenger RNA from Sporothrix brasiliensis 5110, 456 nucleotides. RefSeq names its product solute carrier family 31 (copper transporter), member 1. Bases 1 to 456 code for a protein of 151 amino acids. Gene Ontology annotation, cellular component: membrane. Gene Ontology annotation, molecular function: copper ion transmembrane transporter activity. Lineage: Eukaryota; Fungi; Ascomycota; Sordariomycetes; Ophiostomatales; Ophiostomataceae. Gene Ontology annotation, biological process: copper ion transmembrane transport. The record is from RefSeq and is a predicted model, not a curated record. The transcript has 4 exons.
AUGGACCACAGUCACCACCACAUGGCCGAGGGCGCCGACAUGCCCAUGGACCGUUGCACUAUGAACAUGCUCUUCACAUGGGACACCAACAACCUGUGUAUCGUCUUCCGCUGGUGGCACAUCCGCACGACGCCGGGCCUGAUCUUGUCACUACUUGCCGUCGUCGCCCUCGGUGCCGGAUACGAGGCCUUGCGCGAGGGCAUUCGCCGCUACGAGAUGGUGCUCGCGAAACGCGCUGAAGCUGUGCCACGCCAAGCCCAAGUCGACGUCAACAAACGCGCACACGUCACCAAGGCCGUGCUUUACGGCAUCCAGAACUUUUAUGCUUUUAUGAUUAUGCUUGUUUUCAUGACGUACAACGGCUGGGUGAUGCUCUCAGUGUCCAUCGGUGCCUUUGUCGGCUACCUCCUCUUUGGCGGUGCGACACCGGUCGUCAAGGAGACGGCGUGCCACUGA